Messenger RNA from Jaminaea rosea, 795 nucleotides. Its product is annotated as glycoside hydrolase. NCBI's taxonomy places the organism in Eukaryota, Fungi, Basidiomycota, Exobasidiomycetes, Microstromatales. Gene Ontology annotation, cellular component: fungal-type cell wall. Gene Ontology annotation, biological process: fungal-type cell wall polysaccharide metabolic process. The record is from RefSeq and is a predicted model, not a curated record. The annotation marks the transcript as partial. The transcript has 2 exons.
AUCACGAUGCGAUUCCUCACCCUCGCUCUCCUCGCAUUCACCCUCGCUGUCGUCUCGGUCGACGCACGCCUCCGUCUCGGCCUCGCAUGGGGUACCGACAACAGAUGGUCAAAGACGAUCGCAAAGGGCAACGUCGAGUGGUACUGGCACUGGCAGGAGGCCGCCGUGCCCGAGAUGCCUAGCAACGUCGAGUACGUACCCAACUUCUGGGGCCCCAAGUACUGGAGCAAGUGGAACCAGCGUAAGCAGGAGAUCAAGAAGUUCAACUCGAAGCGCAUCCUCGCCUUCAACGAGCCCGACAUUGCUGGUCAAUCCGACAUGAGCCCCGAAUACGCCGCCUCCGUCUACAUGAAGGAGCUCCAGCCCUACCGUAAGAAGGGAGUCAAGGUCUCCUCACCUCAAAUCGUCUGGGAUGUCAAGUGGAUGGACCGUUUCCUCAAGGCCCUCCGCGCCAAGGGAGGCGAUGUCGACUUCAUGGCUGUCCACUGGUACGGCUCUUACAAGGAGCUGCCCGCCCUCAAGAAAUGGGUCUCCAAGAUCCACAGCCGCUACAACAAGGUCGUCUGGCUCACCGAGUACGGUGUCACGCAGAGCUCGCACCCUUCUCAGAGCGACAUCAAGAACUUCCACGUGCAGGCCACCGACUUCCUCCGCAACACAGGCUACGUUAAGCGCGCCGCCUGGCUCGGAUGCUUCGCCGUCAACAACCCGCCCGACUCCUUCGCUGCUGCUCGCAACGCCUUCUUCAACUCCGGUGGCUCUCUCCGCUCCUGGUCCAAGUGGUACGUCUACUCC